UACGUUACUCUGAGAUCGUGAUGUGUCAUGGUGGAAAGGGAAAGAAUUUUUUGUUUUCGUGGCAUUGCUAGACGAAUUUUGUAAUUGUAUUUAAAAUCAUGGAUGCAUCAAAUAAUCAAGCCACAUUUGGAAGCCCUCCGUACAAUCCUGGAACUCCAGGAGAAUCACAGUACAUGGUGGAGAGUCCCAGUAAAUAUAUGCCAACACACAGCGACUUUCAGUUUGUCGACGUUGGUGCUGCAGGCAGUCAAGGCUCAGAAAAUAUAAGUGGUACACUAGAGAGUGGACCAGAACCAACAAGCAGUGGACAUAGCUAUCCCAGGAAACGCGGCCCUGCCUCCCAGUUCUUGGAGAACAAAGGUUUUGGCUGGCUCCUGGAGGAGGAUGAAGAUGUGGAUGAGGAAGACCAAAGGCCUUUGUUAGAAGAAUUGGAUAUUGAUAUCCCUGAUAUACUGUACAAACUACGCUGUGUUCUACUACCUGUGCCUGUGAUGAAGUGGAAAGUGAACAGAGAAGUGCUGAGGGACAACCCAGACUUCUGGGGACCUUUAGUUGUUGUUCUGGUCUACUCCUUGCUGUCACUCUAUGGGCAGUUUAGGGUAAUCUCCUGGAUUCUCACUAUAUGGGUGUUUGGUUCCAUGUUGGUCUUCAUGUUAGCAAGGGUUUUAGGAGGAGAGGUGACAUACUCCCAGUGUCUGGGCAUCAUAGGUUAUUCUCUGUUACCCCUUGUGGUGAUGGGUACAUUACUACCACUAGUGCAUUCCUUCUAUUAUAUUAGUAUGGUGUUGAAGGUCCUAGGUGUUGUUUGGGCAACAUACAGUGCAGGAACAUUGCUUUGUGUGGAAGGAUUGCAGCAUAAAAAGCCUUUACUUCUCUAUCCCGUCUUUUUGCUGUACAUCUACUUCUUUUCAUUAUACACUGGAGCUUAAGACGAACUAUAACAUUUCAGCCGACUUGUGUUCAAUCUCAGCAGUCACACCAGAUAUAGCUACAGACCAUCAUGUUAGCUCCUCUUGGUAAAGUUGAAGUGUACAUGGAUCUACUUCCAAGUAACCAUAACUUGGCCUAUAGAUCCUUGUCACCAGCUGUAUACAGGGAGAAUGUCUGGCAACAAGGUUUUCAACCCCUGUUGAGCAUGGCAAAAUGCCGACAUAAGAUGGAAAAGUGCCAUGUACAUGUUGACUUCAAUUGGAAUCGUGGGGACAGUACAUGCAACCUCUACUCUCUUUGCUCUCCAAAAUACUUUGGCAGGCUAUUCUCAUGUGAGAAUACAUUGUAGAGUUAAAUGUUUUUCCUGUACUCUAUCUGUGAUGGAAAUGAGAAGUAACUUAAGAUCUGUAAAUAUCCUUGACAUGUUAAGUCAAGUAAUAUUUUGUAAAUUGUCUGGACCCUCGUCCCUUGUGAGAAAUUUGGAGAUGGCAUGAAAUUUUGUAAAUACAUCAGACUAUGUGAUAUGUACUAUUAUUAAAAUAUUCUAAAUUACUAAUUUAAUAAUGA
Molecule: messenger RNA, 1497 nt
Organism: Lingula anatina
Lineage: Eukaryota; Metazoa; Brachiopoda; Lingulata; Lingulida; Lingulidae
Product: protein YIPF4
Biological process (GO): vesicle fusion with Golgi apparatus; endoplasmic reticulum to Golgi vesicle-mediated transport
Cellular component (GO): membrane; trans-Golgi network
Source: RefSeq, a predicted model, not a curated record